AUGGAAAAGUACGAGUUCAUUGAAAACCUUGGCCAUGGUUCAUAUGGGUGUGUCUGUAAAGCGAUCAAUAAGGUAUCUGGUGAAACUGUUGCAAUCAAGAUUCUUAAGAAGAGUUAUUCUUCGUGGGAUGAGUGUCUUAAUUUGCGUGAGGUGAAGUCGUUAAGGAGAAUGGCCAAUCAUCCGAAUAUUGUUCAACUCAAGGAACUAGCCCUAGAAAAUAAGGUAGUCUUCUUAGUUUUUGAGUGCAUGGAAUGCAAUCUACACCAAGUUAUGGAAGCCCGUGGAAAUCGGAUUUUCUCUGAACGUGAAGUCAAGAAUUGGUGUUUCCAAAUCUUUCAAGGUCUUGCUGACAUGCAUAGGCAAGGAUAUUUUCAUCGUGAUUUGAAGCCAGAGAACCUGUUGGUAAGACGUAACACAGUCAAGAUUGGUGAUUUGGGUCUUGCUCGAGAGAUCAAUUCAGAACCAUACACCGAGCGUGUCGGAACGCGUUGGUAUCGGGCGCCGGAAGUACUGCUCCAAUCGCGCAUGUACAGUGCUAAGGUUGAUAUGUGGUCAUUGGGUGUUAUUAUGGCCGAGUUAUUCAGUUCUACUCCUCUUUUUCCUGGUACAAGUGAAGCUGAUCAGAUGUUUAAGAUUUGCAAGGUAAUUGGCAGUCCAACAAAGGAGUGCUGGUCUGAUGGACUUGAUCUUGCAAGGAAUAUCCGCUAUCAAUUUCCAGAAUUUGGCGCUAUGGACCUGUCUCAACUCAUACCAACAGCAAGUAAAGAUGCACUGAGUCUUAUCAAAUCACUCUGUUCUUGGGAUCCAUGCAAGAGGCCUACUGCUGAAGAAGCACUUCAACAUCCAUUCUUCCACAGUUGCUACUCUAUUCCACCAACUAUUCCUUAUGAAGCACCUGGAAUUAUUGGAGGGACUCCGGUAAGUUCCAUCCGCCAGAACAAAGAGCUCCUUAAAGCUUUAGCAAGCCAUUAUCUACAAGGCAUAGAGAUCGACUUGAAUGCGGGGCCUGGGUUUAUGCCGUUAGGUCAUUCUAUAUGGUAA
Messenger RNA from Ricinus communis (castor bean), 1041 nucleotides. Its product is annotated as cyclin-dependent kinase F-4. Gene Ontology annotation, cellular component: nucleus; cytoplasm. The transcript has a single exon. Gene Ontology annotation, biological process: intracellular signal transduction; protein phosphorylation. Gene Ontology annotation, molecular function: ATP binding; protein serine/threonine kinase activity. Lineage: Eukaryota; Viridiplantae; Streptophyta; Magnoliopsida; Malpighiales; Euphorbiaceae. The record is from RefSeq and is a predicted model, not a curated record. Bases 1 to 1041 code for a protein of 346 amino acids.